AUGUCGUCAAGUUCCAAACAGGUUGACCGGUUCUGUCAUCAGUAUCUCCAGCUCCAGUCUGACUUGGACUAUCCAGAAGCUUCACUGUUGAAGACUUCUCAAGUUCAAGAUGCGUUUUAUGAGAGGCUAUUCGCCGAUGGAGCCGUGAGAUAUGGCCCUCCUCCGCGGUUUCAGCUUCGCAUUCUCAAAGAGCUCAUGUCUAGAAUUGAAGCUAGUAUAGAUGAUUGGGAAGAGUAUGGCGUAUCUGACGACUUGAUGUCUGCGCUUUCACUCUUUCUUGCAAACCCAUUGCCUUCAGAAGCAACUUCUGCUCAGCAAAAGUCCUAUGUCACAUACCAUCUCUCUGAGUUAUGCAAAAAUAACUCAGAGCCCAGCCCCCGGGCGCCUCACAUCACCCUUCUUGAGAACCACUCUCUCAUCUCAGGCUCGGGGACCACUGGUCUUCGCACAUGGGAAGCUGCCCUUCAUUUGGGGUCAUACCUUUGCCAGAACAGACACAUUGUCAAGGGAAGGCGAGUCUUGGAACUGGGAGCUGGUACAGGAUACCUUUCUAUCCUUUGCGCCACCUUUCUCGAUUCUCAACAUGUCAUCGCAUCAGAUGGCUCUGACGAUGUGAUCAACAACCUUCCCGAUAACCUUUUCCUCAAUGACCUUCAGGAUUCCACUCAGGUAACUCCAAUGGACGUCAAAUGGGGGCACGCUCUCAUGGGCACCGAAGAGGAGAAGUGGAAUGGUGGACGUCCUAUUGAUGUCGUCCUAGGCGCCGAUAUUACUUACGACAAGAGCGUGAUAAGAGCCCUAAUCGGAACUCUGCGUGAGGUAUUUGACCUUCAUCCACAUGUGGAGGUUUUCAUCUCAGCGACACAACGCAACGAGAAGACGUUUCAAGCGUUUCUGGAUCAGUGCCAGGCUAACGGACUCGCCGUCGAGGUGAUACAAUUCCCAAUCCCAAAGCGGGAGGUUCAACAGGGUCCUUUUUACAACGACAAUGUCGCUAUCCACAUCUGCAAAGUUUCCAGAACAUAA
Fusarium musae is the source of this 1026-nucleotide messenger RNA. RefSeq lists its product as uncharacterized. The transcript is spliced from 2 exons. The coding region runs from base 1 to 1026 and encodes 341 amino acids. NCBI's taxonomy places the organism in Eukaryota, Fungi, Ascomycota, Sordariomycetes, Hypocreales, Nectriaceae. The record is from RefSeq and is a predicted model, not a curated record.